Molecule: messenger RNA, 354 nt
Organism: Aureobasidium musti
Lineage: Eukaryota; Fungi; Ascomycota; Dothideomycetes; Dothideales; Saccotheciaceae
Source: the annotation of a GenBank genome assembly
AUGGAAGAAACGAUCCGUCAAGAUACACUUUUCAGAAAGAGAUUCUUCAGACCUCAGAGCGAGGAUUUCAGCGAGGAUGAUCUAGAGUUGCACGAAGAUGGUUGGAACUAUGCCAACGAUGUCCUUGGGACUGCGAAUUGGAUCCAAGCCCACCCAAGUGCCGCUCACGAACUGCUCGCUGCUAUUCAAGGAUAUGUUGUGAACAACAUGGAUGUUCCGAAAAUGCCUCAACCCUGGCCGGAUUUCUCACAAGUCAGAUUGCUGGCCGAAGCUAAAAAGGGAGAUGAUGAAUAUUGGGGACGAAAACUCUUGAACAUAGGUACUCCAGAUCCGAGCAAAGGUCUUGCUGUCUAA